Molecule: messenger RNA, 2184 nt
Organism: Aedes aegypti (yellow fever mosquito)
Lineage: Eukaryota; Metazoa; Arthropoda; Insecta; Diptera; Culicidae
Product: cytochrome P450 4C1
Exons: 8
Coding region: 549-2078 (509 amino acids)
Molecular function (GO): monooxygenase activity; iron ion binding; oxidoreductase activity, acting on paired donors, with incorporation or reduction of molecular oxygen
Source: RefSeq, a predicted model, not a curated record
UAAGUACGCUCACUCACUCGUGGUGCUCCGUCAUGCUAGAUUGCUAGAUCGCGAACGGAUGCGGCGUGAGUAAGAAAUACUCAACAACGAUCGUCUCUUUCGAGAUGCUGUUCAGUUCAAACUCAGAAGUGUCAAAGUACAGUUUUUGAAGUAAGGUGUUUUGCUGAUUCGCAAAUUAAGUUGUUCGACAAUUAUUUGUUCAGUGAUAUCUUUGCCCGACAACGAACAACCGAUGUUUCAUAUAUAAAGAUUGUUAAAGAAUCUCUCUCAGUGAUAAGCAACCGUGAGCCGAUUUCCAACGCAACAAGUAGAUUAAAAUACAACACUUAAAGAGCAAUCGUCUCUCAGUCACUCGGUUGAUGCAUUCAAGUGUGGUUACUAUCUUAGAAUAGUCAGUAAAACGAUCCAAAAAAGUAACAAGUCAUUCUACUUAUCUGCGGGAAAACAAUUCGAUUGGAUUGGUACAAUGUUCAAGACAAUCUAGGACAACAAUACAAUUCAAUCAGUGUCUGAAGCGACUUAAAAGUGUCAAAUCUAACAGUGUCACAAUGUCGGAACUAACGACAUUCAUCUAUGGAAUACUGGUCUUCCUGAUAUUUGCCCCAUUUCUACAAUGGUGGGUCAAGCGGGCUCGACUGGUACAGAUCAUCGAUAAAAUACCUGGACCUAAGGCGUACCCGUUCAUCGGAACAACGUACACGUUUUUCGGAAAGAAACAUUACGAGCUCUUCUACAUCAUAGACGAAAGGACCCGUCGGUAUCCGGAUAUCCACCGCAUCUGGACAGGAAUGCGACCGGAGAUUCGAAUUAGCAAGCCGGAAUAUGUGGAAACGAUAAUUGGCGCGAGCAAACACAUGGAAAAGUCCCACGGCUAUGACUUCCUGUUCGACUGGCUCGGCGAAGGAUUACUGACGUCCAAAGGUGAGCGUUGGUUUCAGCAUCGCAAGCUCAUAACGCCGACAUUCCACUUCAACAUUCUGGAUGGCUUCUGCGAUGUGUUCGCCGAGCAGGGAGCCGUUCUGGCCGAAAGGUUGGAACCGUUUGCCAACACCGGAAAACCGGUCGAUGUUUUCCCCUUCAUCACGAAAGCUGCCCUGGACAUCAUUUGCGAAACUGCCAUGGGAGUCAAAGUUAAUGCUCAAACUGGUGGAGAAAAUAAUUACGUGAAUGCUAUUUACAGGAUGAGUGAAAUAUUUGUUGACCGAUCCAUCAAACCUUGGCUACACCCCGAAUUCAUCUUCAAACGUACUGAGUAUGGCCGACAACACAAAAAAGCGCUGGAUAUAGUUCAUGGAUAUACCAAAAAGGUCAUUCGCGAUCGGAAGGAAGCUCUGCAAGUGAAGGAGAAUUCAACCGGAGCAGGCGAUACCGGAGAAGAUCUGUACUUUGGAACAAAAAAGCGACUGGCUUUCCUGGAUCUGCUUCUGGAGGGCAAUGCAAAGCACAAGCAACUUACCGACGACGACGUACGUGAAGAAGUCGACACGUUUAUGUUUGAGGGACACGAUACAACAACGGCCGGCAUGAGCUGGGCUCUGUUCCUCCUCGGGUUGCAUCCGGACUGGCAAGACCGAGUGCAUCAGGAAAUUGAUUCGAUUUUCGCUGGCUCCGACCGGCCGGCCACGAUGAAAGACCUCGGCGAGAUGAAACUGUUGGAACGGUGCUUGAAGGAAACUCUCCGGCUCUAUCCAUCCGUAUCGUUCUUCGGUCGAAAGUUAAGCGAGGACGUCACUCUUGGCCAGUACCACAUCCCGGCAGGAACGCUGAUGGGCAUUCAUGCGUACCACGUACAUCGCGACGAAAGAUUUUACCCUGAUCCAGAGAAGUUCGACCCGGAUCGUUUCCUGCCAGAGAAUACCGAGCAUCGGCAUCCGUUUGCAUACAUCCCGUUCAGCGCUGGGCCACGCAAUUGUAUCGGGCAGAAGUUUGCCAUUUUGGAGGAGAAAAGCAUCGUGUCGUCUGUUCUGCGUAAAUUCCGCGUGCGUUCGGCAAAUACACGGGACGAGCAGAAAAUUUGCCAAGAAUUGAUUACACGCCCUAACGAGGGUAUUAGGUUGUACCUGGAAAAGCGGCAGUAGUGGUAUUGUCAUUGAAAAAUCUGCAUGGAACUAGAUUGUCAAUAAGUAGUAUUAGUAACAUAUAUUAUUCAGUUGAAUAAAAUAUUUUCUUUAUUUUUGGAACAUA